GUGGUGCAGAAGCAGAACUUGCAGAAGUUACGGAAUAAUCCCCCUGACAUUAAGAUAUCGAAGAAAAGAAGCGCAGCUCCGCCGCCAUUCUUGCGCCGUCGCCAGUAGGUGGGGAGAGACGUAUCGAUGUUUGACCUGCUCUUGAUUCAAUGUAUUUUACAACUUGUAAAUAAGUAGAAGUUAUCCAAUAGUAAUUAUUGAUAUAGUAUAUCGCCAUGGCUGAGUAUCUGGCCUCGAUUUUCGGGACCGAAAAGGACAAAGUCAAUUGUUCCUUUUACUUUAAAAUUGGAGCAUGCAGACACGGUGAUCGAUGCUCCAGAAUUCAUAACAAGCCAACUUUCAGUCAGACUUGUUUGUUGCAAAAUUUGUAUGUAAAUCCUCAAAACUCGGCAAAAAGUGCAGAUGGCUCGCACUUGGUCGCAAAUGUAUCAGAUGAGGAAAUGCAAGAGCAUUAUGACAAUUUCUUUGAGGAUGUAUUUGUUGAAUGCGAGGAUAAAUAUGGUGAAAUCGAAGAAAUGAAUGUGUGUGAUAAUUUAGGAGAUCAUUUGGUAGGCAAUGUGUAUAUUAAAUUUAGACGCGAAGAGGAUGCCGAAAAGGCAGUGAAUGAUUUAAAUAAUAGAUGGUUUGGAGGAAGACCAGUUUAUGCUGAAUUAUCACCUGUAACAGAUUUUAGAGAAGCUUGCUGUCGACAGUAUGAGAUGGGAGAAUGCACAAGAUCAGGAUUCUGCAACUUUAUGCACUUGAAGCCAAUUUCUCGCGAUCUGCGAAGAUAUUUGUACAGCCGUAAAAAAGGAGGUGGCAGAGGACGAUCAAGAUCGCGUUCGCGAUCUCGUGGUCGUGGUAGUGGUGGAGGUGGAGGUGGAGGUGGAGGUGGAGGUGGUGGAGGAGGUGGAGGAGGAGGUGGUGGUAGUGCUGGUGAACGUAAGCGCAGAUCGCGAUCGCGCGAACGUAGAUCAAGAUCAAAGGAAAGACGCAAGGGCAGAGAUAGCCGUUCAGGCAGAUAUUGAUUUCAAACGGACUUUUUCUAGCUCCACAAGUAUGAUAUGCUGUUCUUUUGAAACAGGUUCUAAACAGACACGUGUACAUGCAUUGCAUAAAAAUGCUACACAUCAAAGAAUUAUUUGGAUUAUGAUAAGCUUAGUACCAUACACCAUUUUAAUUUAAGCAUCAUGAAAUCAUGAGAUGUACUGUUUAUAAUAUGACCAAUAUGUUCAAAUAAAUUUUGAUAAAUGUUGGAUGAUUUUUA
This is a messenger RNA of Copidosoma floridanum, 1246 nucleotides long. RefSeq names its product U2 small nuclear riboprotein auxiliary factor 38 (gene U2af38). The record is from RefSeq and is a predicted model, not a curated record. Gene Ontology annotation, cellular component: U2AF complex. Lineage: Eukaryota; Metazoa; Arthropoda; Insecta; Hymenoptera; Encyrtidae. Gene Ontology annotation, molecular function: metal ion binding; RNA binding. Gene Ontology annotation, biological process: mRNA splicing, via spliceosome.